Penaeus monodon (black tiger shrimp) is the source of this 646-nucleotide messenger RNA. Its product is annotated as sodium- and chloride-dependent GABA transporter ine-like. The record is from RefSeq and is a predicted model, not a curated record. Gene Ontology annotation, biological process: sodium ion transmembrane transport. The transcript is spliced from 3 exons. The coding region runs from base 174 to 626 and encodes 150 amino acids. NCBI's taxonomy places the organism in Eukaryota, Metazoa, Arthropoda, Malacostraca, Decapoda, Penaeidae. Gene Ontology annotation, cellular component: membrane.
UAGGGUAAUGGCAUCCAUUAAUUAGACUUCUCAAAUGAGUAAAUAUAAGUUUAUGGUUUAUUUUAACAUAACACAAUUCCUUACUAAUAUAACUGACAUACUUCGUCCAUUUUUUUCAGGGAGGCAUCUACUUUUUCCAGCUAAUAGACUACUAUGCAGCAUCUGUUUCUCUCAUGUACGUGGCCUUCUUCGAAAUAAUAGCUGUGGUGUGGAUUUACGGCGCUGGGAGAUUAGCUGAAAACUUAAAGGAAAUGACUGGAAAACUACCUUCGUUUUAUUUCCGUUGUUGUUGGUAUUUUGCUGCUCCUGUGCUCAUUUUUGCAAUCUGGAUAUUUUCUCUUGUAGACUACAAAAACCCAACCUAUGAUAAGGGCAAAUAUAAAUAUCCAGACUGGGCGAUUGGCACUGGCUGGAUAAUUGCGUCCUUGUCCAUUCUCCCGACUCCAAUCCUCGCUGUGGUUGAAAUCACCAGGGCUAAAGGUUCCACCCUCUGGGAAAAAAUUAGGAGUGCCACACAACCUAAAAUAGAGCAGUGCUCCUGCUGUGCAAGAACCCACAGCUGCCUGAACGAAGAUUAUUUUCUAAAGGAAGAGGUUCGUGAACAAAUGAAGCUGGUUGCAGUGUGAUUACCCUUUGUCUGAAAAAC